AUGGCUGACUUGUCUGAUUUUACCUCUGUCUUUUCUUCCAACCUUAAUAAGAAUCGCGUCGCGAAACGAAACCGCCGCCCUCUGUCCUGCUUGAGUUGUCGUGAUAGAAAACUCAAGUGUGAUCGCCAACAACCAUGCGGUACUUGUGUCAAACGAGCCGAUUCUUCCACUUGCCUUUACAGCUCAGCCCCUAUUAAUAAGGACCCGAGACCUCGCACUCUCAACAAUGAAGCUGCUGCUAUCCGUUUACAGAAACUCGAAGACAUGGUGAACGGAUUGAUGCAUGCUGCUCCUGUGAGCACUUUCGUCACUACCCCGCCCAGUUCCACCACCUCUCCACGCAUCGAUGCUCCCGCAUAUUCUGAACUGUGUGCUGGUGGCCAUCUGAACCAACAAGGGAAUCAAAUCAAUUACAUUGGUGGAACUCAUUGGGCUUCCAUUCUAGAAAGCAUCCAUGAGAUUCGCUCUGUCAUGGAUUCCGAGCUGCAUGAUGUUUCAUCUUCUGGGCCAGUACAACCGACGCAGUCAACACAACAAGCAGACCCCCUGUUCGGCCAAGAAGCACUUCUGACCAUGGAACAAGUCCUUGCUGCACUGCCAGAACGGCACAGAGUCGAUAGUCUUGUCUCUUCGUAUUUCAAAGAGAAUCUCUUGUCUUUGACUUUCAUACACAGUGGAAAAUUUCAAAGAGAAUACGAAGCUUUCUGGAAAGAUCCUGCUUCAACAAGCUUCUGUUGGUUGAGUAUACUUUUCUCUAUCAUGUUCAUGGCAGGGAAACUUGCCAGAGCCAGGGGCGACCCUACGCCGCUUAUUGAACCUUGUAACACCAGAAUGGCUGGUUCCUUGCGAAUGGCUGCAAAAUGUCUCGUCACUGGUCAAUACCUCAAAGCUCAGCCAUACGCCGUUGAAGCUCUGUUGUUUCAUUUCCAUUGCGCUUAUGCUCUUCAUGCGGAUCCUGAAAUUCAACCAUGGCCAAUUCUCACCAUGGCAACAAGACUUGCUCAGAAGAUGGGGUAUCACCGUGAUCCUAAAUAUCUUUCAUCAAAGCUCUCUCCGUUCGAGAGUGAGAUGCGUCGCCGAGCAUGGUACUACAUCGAAAUUUUUGAUAUCACCAUGUCAGCUAACCAGGGCAUCCCUGCCAUGAUCAACGAGGACGAGUGCGAUUGUCAAUUUCCUAUCAAUCUGUUGGACGAAGACUUCGAUGAGAACACUACUGUUCUACCACCUCCUCGACCUGAUACAACCCACAUUCCAAUGCUUUUCUUCACCUCCAAGGCAAAGACCCUCCGUCUUUUGCGCCCUAUCAUUCGACAUGCAUUAUCCAGUCGAAGGUACAACGUGGAAGAGACCCAAAGUCUUCAUGAGUGCCUUGAAAGAAGCCAUCAAGACAUCCCGCCGUCUUUGCGUAUUCGCCCUAUCGCAGAAACUAGUUUUGUUGAUCAGGACUAUUUGAUUAUGCAACGGUUUAUGCUUGAGCUACAGUAUCUCAAGGGACUGUGCAUCCUUCAUAGACCUUUCUUGAGUUGCAAAAAAGACGACCCCGCCUUUCAAAGAUCAAGAGAGAUCUGUGUGAGUUCAGCACUGAAACAAAUCGACCUCCAGAACGACUACUUUGAAGCUCUGCAACCACAAGGACGACUUUAUCAAAGCAGAUGGAUGUUCACUAAUAUCACGCUCCACGAACAAUUCGCAGCAGCCAUGAUCAUUUGUCUGGAUCUGAAUGAAUCGAUAACUCAGAGCGCCGAAGUGCGGGAACGCAAAUUCGCGGCACUUCGAAAGGCUCAGCACUUCUGGUCCACCAAGAAGCCUACUUAUCGAGACGCUGUCCGUGCAAGCCAUGUUUUGGGUGUCAUGUUGGCAAAAUUGAGUCGUGACCCCUCCUUGGUUGAUGGAGUCGGUGGCUCGUAUGGUCCCACCAUGGCAGAUAAUGUUCUUGUUCCUCAACAAGAGGUUACACCACCUGAAGACGCUUCUUCUGAUAUGAUAGAUAUCACAUCUUUGGAGAACUUAUUUGACAAUCCUGACAUGUUGAACUGGAACGACAUCGACAGCUACUUGGUCGAUUACAGUGGCAUUGAGAUGCCAGGCACUGUAGCAUAA
Molecule: messenger RNA, 2100 nt
Organism: Aureobasidium melanogenum CBS 110374
Lineage: Eukaryota; Fungi; Ascomycota; Dothideomycetes; Dothideales; Saccotheciaceae
Exons: 3
Coding region: 1-2100 (699 amino acids)
Biological process (GO): regulation of DNA-templated transcription; DNA-templated transcription
Cellular component (GO): nucleus
Molecular function (GO): DNA binding; zinc ion binding; DNA-binding transcription factor activity, RNA polymerase II-specific
Source: RefSeq, a predicted model, not a curated record